AUGCGAAAACAGAGAAGCACCGGCGAGCUGGAGAAGAAAGUGUCGGGAAGCAUUAGGAGCACGGCAUCAUGUACGUCGUGGAUCAGCACGGGAUCGUCUCAGUCAGCGAUGGGUGAAUCCUAUAACACAGACUCUAACGCCAGCUUUAUCGUUGAGGACGAACAUAUGGACGUUAACACGACAGAAACGUAUGUCGGGGAGUGGAAGAAUGACAAGAGGUCUGGAUACGGGAUCGCCGAGAGAACAGACGGGCUAAAGUACGAGGGCGAAUGGUUCGCUAACAAGAAAUAUGGCUAUGGUGUGACUACGUUUAAGGACGGCACAAAAGAGGAGGGCAAGUACAAGAACAACGUAUUGAUUACAUCUCAAAAGAAAAAACACUAUUUCCUGAUGAGAUCAGCCAAGCUCAAGGAACGAAUCGAGGCAUCCGUGAACGCGGCGCACAGGGCAUCGAAAAUCGCGUUGCAAAAAGCGGAUAUAGCAAUAUCUCGGAUGGCCACUGCUAGAGGUAAAGCGGAACUCUCUGACAUCGCAGCGGACCACGCUCGAGAGGAUUACGAAAUAGCAAAACUCACAGCUAAACAGUUUGCGCCAGAUUUCAUUCAACCAGGACUGGAAAAGACCAGACUCCGGGAGAUUUUGAAACAGCGCAUGUCAAUUGACCAAAAGUCGAUAUUGCAGCCGCUGAUAUCUACGCCGAAUCCAGCUGGUCCGACGCAAUCUUCGUCAGACGCAGCCGACGCAGCAUCCCUGUCGUUGUCCACCAACAACUUGUUGUACACGUCCACCGGUGGUGGCCAGCAGCAGGACGCGGCAGAGACCACACCGCAGUUCAGACCUAGGUCGCACUACGCGCAACCUUACUAUCAGUCUACCGGCGGCGGCAACCUUCAGCAACAGCAACAGCAGCAACAGUCGGGAGGCGUUAGCCCGCAGCAAAGCAACAUGGGCAACACGUUCAGCCGUAACAGCACCACGCCCGAAGUGAGGCAGAACCAGAACAGCGGCGGGUCGUCGACCAGGACUCACGGUCGGCCCGCCAACAACGGAAUCGCUCCCGAAUCGGUCCCUCGACGGCCGUACGUCACCCAUAACGACGUCGGCGUCGGCACCGAGAGCAUGGGAAUCGCCGGAACGUCCGGAAGUGCCGGAAGCGCGCCGACGUCCGCCCGCCAGAGCGCCCCCAUGGACAGGGCGCCGUUUUCGCCCCAGCGCGUGCCGUCCACGUCUUCGCACGGCGUCUACUCGCGCGCGGGCAACGAAGACGGCGCGAUGGGCGGCAUGAGCGGCAUGGGCGGAAUGAGCGGAAUGGGCGGAAUGAGCGGAAUGGGCGGAAUGAGCGGAAUGGGCGGAAUGAGCGGAAUGGGCGGAAUGGGCGGAAUGGGCGCCCCGUCGUCGUCGGCGGUCCGCCGGGACAGCGGCAGCGGCAGACAGAACCGUUACAACCAGUACGAGGUAGGACCCGAUUACGACGCCGAUCCGUCGCUGUUGCGACGCAACGCGAAAUACGUCGACAGGGAGGCACUGUUCUCGUUUCAACAGGUAACGCAGCCGCAGACCGCGGGUGGCCGCGCCGUCGUCCGUUCGGCGGAGGGCAGUUAG
This is a messenger RNA of Aphis gossypii (cotton aphid), 1602 nucleotides long. Its product is annotated as junctophilin-3-like. The transcript is spliced from 4 exons. Bases 1 to 1602 code for a protein of 533 amino acids. Gene Ontology annotation, cellular component: endoplasmic reticulum membrane; junctional membrane complex; plasma membrane. Lineage: Eukaryota; Metazoa; Arthropoda; Insecta; Hemiptera; Aphididae. The record is from RefSeq and is a predicted model, not a curated record.